This is a messenger RNA of Cottoperca gobio, 2704 nucleotides long. RefSeq names its product doublecortin domain-containing protein 2-like. The record is from RefSeq and is a predicted model, not a curated record. Gene Ontology annotation, biological process: regulation of cilium assembly; cilium assembly; dendrite morphogenesis. Gene Ontology annotation, cellular component: microtubule; axoneme; kinocilium. Lineage: Eukaryota; Metazoa; Chordata; Actinopteri; Perciformes; Bovichtidae.
AUGGGCUCGGAGAAGCCAAACUUUCUGUCACAGCCUGUUGUGAAGAACAUUUUCAUGUACCGGAACGGCGAUCCUUACUACGACGCCCGCCGGAUUGUGAUCAACCAAAAGAGGGUGUCCAACUUUGAGACUUUGCUGAGAGAGGUGACCGGCGGGAUACAAGCUCCGUUUGGAGCGGUGAGGAACAUCUACACACCGAGAGGAGGCCACAAGGUGGACUGCUUGGAGAGCCUGCAGAGCGGGGAGCAGUACGUCGCUGCUGGGAGGGAGAGAUUCAGAAGGCUGGAUUACCUACAGAUCGGCUCAAGAAGGAAGAGAAUGAUGCAGACUCUUCCAAUGCAGGCCAAACCACUGCCACCAAAUCGAAUCAUUGUGUCAGCUCGAUUCCUGAAACCUAUCAAGGAGCCGUGUACAAUAUUUAUGGUAGCAAAUGGCGAUGUCUUGAACCCCGUCAUGAGGCUGUUGGUCCACCAGAGGAUGCUAGCACAGUUUGACAGAAUACUUGAGAUGAUCACAGAGAAGAUGGGGAUGAGAGUCUUGGGGGGUGUCCGAAGUCUGUACACCUAUGAAGGCCACCAGGUGACUGAUGGGAAUCAGCUGGAGAGCGGUCAGCUGUAUGUGGCUGUGGGAAGAGAACGGUUUAAGAAGCUGCCCUACAGCGAUCUUCUCUUCACUAAACCCAGAGGGACAAGGAGGGUCAAUGGAAUGAAAGCUUACUCUCUACCGCCUAUAUACAGAUUCUCCAAGCAACAUGGAAAUAGUAAGUCUAUAGUUCGAUGCAGUGAUAGUGGAGGCGGAGACUCCAAGGCUUCUCCUCCCGGCCACAAUGGCAGCAGCAAGGAUCACCUGUCCUCCAUCGUCAGAGAGAUCUCUCAGGCCAGACUCAUGUCCCUCAGGAAGAAGAGGAGUGGACAAAGCAUGACCCUCGGCAUCUCUGACAAUGGUGACCUGGAAUCAAAGGAUGAUGAUGGAAACACUGAGGACAAGAAAACCACCCAAGACCAGCCAGCUGAUGAGAAACUAGCAGAUGAUGAUGCCAAAGCCGCAGAGGACACUGGCGAAAAGGCAGGAGAGAAGGAGGAGGAGGAGGCUGCAAACACCACAGAAGAAGACACUUCAACUAGCAACGAAGAAAUGAAGGAAAACCAGGAGACGAGCGGCGUAAAAGAGGGAGGGCAAGAGGAUGAGGGAAAUGCCGAGCAAAAUGAUGAGAAAGAGGGAGAAGCAACAGCUGACUCUGAGGAGGAGAAGAAGAAGAAGGAGGAGGUAGAAGAAGAAGUGGAGGAGGUCACGGAUGAGAGUAAAGAGGAGGUUGGGGGUGAGGAGCAGGGGUCCAGCAGUAGCAACAGUGAUAAGACCCAGGACAGCAAAGAGAUAGAGGAUGGAAGCCAUACAUCUUCUGAGGGUGAAAGGGAAGAGCCAGACUCAAAUACAGAAGAAGACAAACAGGAUAAAGACAGUGGAAAGGGGGAGAAAAGCAGUGAGGACCGAGUUAACGAUGUAGACACGGGGGAGGAACAGAAAGAGACAGAAAACAGCAGUGACCCGGGCAAUACUCGGUCAGAUAACGAGACAAAAGAGAACGAUAAUGGCAGAGGUAGCAGUAGCAGCGGUAACCAGGAUGAAGAUGUAGGCGAAACAAAAGAGGGAGCUACCAAAGAGUCAGGGGAAGAGGAGAGAGAGGUGAAUGGGGAGGUCAGCCGAGUGGAUGAUGAGGUGGAAAGUGGAGCAGAACCGGACAUGGACGAGAAUUCAGCCAAAGAUGCCGCAGCAAACGGAGAGAAAGGGGUGGGUGACGAUGAAGACAGUCAAGAUGAAAGCAGGAAAGAGAAGGAUUAGAAAAGAAAGUUGUUGGAGGAGCUGUGCUAAUAAUAGUGAGCAAUACUUUACAAUACAAUCUAAUAAUUGUCAAAGUGGCAGAACGUAAAGUGACAGAACGCAAAAGCAAGACAUGUUUUACUCGACGGCCGUGUAGAAUCUGCACUGAAAUGAAAAUAGUAUACUACUAUACUACUACUAUACUACUAUACUACUAUACUACUACUAUACUACUAUACUACUAUACUACUAUACUACUACUAUACUAUACUAUAGUAGUAAAAUAGUGUCCCAAAUGUCGAGCAAGUCCUGACUGCUAAAUAAUGUCAAGUACAAAAACACCAUCUGGAUUUCUAGUAUCUAUUCAAAAACUAUUUAUCAAAACAUUAUUUAUAACUAUCAUAUCUGAAACCGACAUAACUAAUACAAAGUUUAGUAAUACAGUAUAUCUUUGUUUUCAUCAAGACGUAUUGUUCCCUCGGGCUGCGGUUCAGUAUACACUGUCUUUGAGCGCUGUAGUGAGUGAUGCUGGGUUAUCGAACUAUAGUUACACUCAUACAUUAAAUGUUUUCUUCUUUUUAAAAUGCUUAUUUUUUAACAGGUAUGGUUAUACUAGUUGCUUGUUUUUAAGAUGUUUUUUUUAUGUAUGACAUUUUUGUCUAUUUCCCAAAGCAAAGUGAUGCAAUUAACGUUUUUUUUUAAGUAAGUGUGAUAAGCUACGUCUAAUACUGUAAGUGUCUGAAUGUUAUUCCAAAUCAUAACCCUUCAUUACAUAGUCAUUAUGUCUUAUGCUUCUUUGUUUAUUUACAUGUUUCUUCUACCAUAGAAAUAACAGGGAUGCACCUUUUAAAAUAUGCUUUAAUAAAACAGAUUUUGCUGACUGUCA